GCGUAAUUCAUUAAUUCUACCAAGCAAUGUUUGAAGUUUGAGUUUCGCAUUUUUCGUGGUACUUUAAGUCGUGCGUUACGCUGAUGGCCAAAAGCAAUAAUUCUGUUUUCGACCCAUGGAAUACUUUUUACGAAACCCCAGAAGAGCAAGCUGCCAUAAAACAGAGAGCAAAAAUGAGGGAUGCAAUGAAGGCUGAGUACAGGAAACGAUAUACAAAUCCAUUCAACCCCCCAAUCGGUCAUUUGCACGAUCCAGCAUUGCAACGCCAUUUUUCAGCCCAGGUUACAUAUGCAGAAUAUUUACGUCCAUCCCCCAAAUUGGGACUAGUUGCCCUUGGAGUUUUAGGCGUAGGGUGUCUAGCGAUGGUAAUAAGAGGAAGGCUUAAGGUAUGGUGAACACCAGAAUCAGUAUUUUCGUAUUUUGUAUCGUCUUUCGUUUUAUCCUUCUAGUGCGUCUAAAUUGUUCGAAUGUUUUUUCACUCUAAUCAUUUCCUGGUGCAGUUAUAUCCCGAUUGUAGCUGAUACCUACAUUGAUGUAGUGUUCAGGCUUGCCUAUCGCAAUGGCUCAAUCGAGCUAGGUUGGCCUGAAACGAUUAUUCCUGUGGGUCCUAUCACGACAGAGAGUUCGGUCGGAGAACCGUAAGACUAAAAGCAGCGACUUGAGGUCGGAUGGCGAUUGCUUACUGCGGACUGUACUGGGGUGUAGCGGUACUAAGGUGUGGAGAAGAUUUUCCACCAUCUCAAAAUCAUAUGAGCGUAAUACGCUUCUCGUUGGUACUAAGGUGUUUCUCUCAAACCACUAAUGUUUAAGGCCAUUUUAUCUCCUCAAAACGGAGGAAAUGGGUUAUAAAGGGUUAACUCUGAAACUGUUUCACGGAUUCCCACCCCUGGCUGAAAGACUUUCAAAGUAUGGGAGCCUACUUUUCGCAGGCUAAACACCAAAAGUUUAUUUGAUCAAUCUGGUGCAGUUGUCCUUUAGGCUUUAUGAUUUUGCUUUUAGCAUGCUAAGAUCACGAAUAAUUCAGUUUUCUUUUCAGACAUGAAGAGCAACUAUCGUUUUACGGUGCGAGAAGCCAAGAAGUAUCAGUCGCCCUCAUACCUCUAACAGAGCCCGUGACCAUCUUGUUCAUGACCGAAUUCUGUCGACACUUCCUAAUAUUUCUCCUGUUCCCAUGACCAACUCCUGUACUAUAACUGUCUAUAUCUCCAGCGAAGUUUAUUCCCUCUUCUUAAUUGGGCUACGAGUUGGUUGCGUUAAGUUAUCUUUUUAAGGGUAGAAUCACUUCUCUUAAUAGAAACAUUCGUUUUUCGUAACCAGUAAAUAGUCCAUAUUUAGCUAUUUAAGUACUCGUCGUUCUACCGUUUGAUUCUGAAAUAUUGUUAAAGAGUGCUGGCUGUGUUGUUUGAAAAGUACAUUAUUGAUAUAUCUUUCUAUAUUUCGUUUAUUUUGUACUUGUAUCCACUCAAACAGCAUCACUUCUAUACACGUAUUAUCGUGUUGUGACUUAUUUAAAGAACCUAAUUACACGGAACUAUUGAAAUUCCAAAACUUCUGCUAUUCACUACUUCCACUGUUUGGAUCUUAUGUCAAAUUGAACAACAGGCUUCCUUAACCAGGACUUUGACAUCUCUCGCCAUCGAUGUGCGUCGUGUCUCCCAAACAUCCAUGUAAAUUAGAAGUACGGUUGUUCACUUGACCUCACCUAGUCAGUAUAAAGGACCAACUCAGUUGGUCCUCUAUGUACCUGGGAGCUCGACAUCUACUUCUUGUGGUAUAGCACUAAGUUCAAAAGCAAAAUAGGUUCUCUUAAACAGGAUUAUGAUAGACAAUCACUUGUGCGCUGUCCGAUUAAACGGGACAGUUACAAAUCAGAAAGAUGAACAUAUAUCACCACUUUUUCGUUCAGCCCCCUCCAUACGGUCUCACUCAAUGCAACUCAAAUAAAGCGAAAGACAAAUUUUAUAGGAAACUUUCCUCCUUCCAGUAGCUAAGUGCUUAAAUGUAGUAAUGACAGGGUGAUUUUAAUGUCCAUUUAAGUGGUCUGAAUCAGACAGAAAGGCAUAUGUGCAGGUCUCACAGUAUCGUAGCUCAUCGAUAGAUAGUGACAACCGACUACUGCAACUAUGCCCAGAUAACCGUUUAUUUCGAAGUGGCCGCAGCUUUAAGCAUAGGGAAAGACAUCGUCCAACAUGGCGGCCCGCAAGAUGGACGACUUAUUAGAUUUAUAAGAAAUCACGCAGUAACCACGAGCAGUGGUAGUAGCGGAAGCAAAAGUGAUGGAAAAGAUAGGGGGAAUAGAUAACUAUAGACAACUAUUCAGACUCAUUAAGGAAACGGAUGUUAAAAAUCCAACUGUUAGGGAAACUAUUUUGUAAAACGAUGUGACCACUAUUCACUCUCGAUCCGGGAGAUUAAACUGAUAGCUAAAGAAUUUCAAGAAACAGUUCAAUUGAGCUCCAACUACACUCUAUUUGCCCAAUAUUUCCAAACAACCUAAAUGGUAAGUUAACGCAAGCCUUUAACUCUUAGUGUGGCUGAAAAGACCGUAGGCAACUUGGAGCAAGGUAGAGCUGCAAGUGCAGAUGUAAUUGUGCUGGUGAGCUCUAAGGAUGAGGGUCCAGUUUAAGCAGUAAGACUGACAGAAAUCCUAGAAUUCGGGAAUUGGACAUGAUUCCAUUUGACUAGUCUGGAUUGCUGAUCGUCUUAGUCUAUGAGAAAGGACAAAAUCUCUUGCGACAACCACAGAGGAAUCAGCCUGAUUAAUAUAGUGUCCAGAAUAAUCUCUGUAAUCACUCAACUGUUAACUAAGGCCCGUUAAGAGAAAACUUGGGGAAGAAAAUCUGGUUUCAGACCUGGACGUGAGUAUGUAGACCAAAUCUUCACUCUUCCUCAAGUUUUAGAACCUAGAUAUGCUUUCCGACUCUGAACUAUAAUUGUAUUCCUUGGUCUUAAGGUAGCGUUCGCCCCUGUUGAUCAUUAGUUUUUGUGGCAAUGGUUGUUUUUAAAAGGUUUCCCGAGGAAGUACAUCAAUCUUACACAGGCUCUUUACCCGAACACUGCAGGUCUAGUAAGAGCUUAUAGCGAACUGUCGUCAGAAUUGUCAACUUCAAAUGUGCGGGCAGUUAUCGUUCCUGAAGAGAUUUUAGUAUUUCUAAUAAAAUUUAACUAUUCUUGUGACCGCCUUAGCAUUUCACCAGGGUUGUCCACUUUAUUUAUGUCUGACUUCUUCAUAGACAUCUCUUUAAAGACAACACUCGUCAAACUUUUUUGGAGGUUAGCCUCGUAACCUGAAAUUCACUCAUCGAUUCGCAAUACUCAGAUGAUACGAUUCUCUUCGGUGAGAACGCUGACAAAGUGUAGAGUUUCCUAACCAUCUUAAGCAAUAGUGCCAGCAUGUUUGGGAUGAAAUUCGUUCCCAUUAAAUAUAAAAUAUUUCUUCAGGACUUCAACACUUCAGUUAGUAAUAAAAAGUGAAGUAGUUGAAUGCGCUAACCACUUCACUUAUCUUGCAAAUCUUAUCAGAUCUGAUGUACUGGUGUCUGACAAAUUCUCAACACGAAUCCGAAAAGUUCUUUUGACUUUAACCAACUUGUAUAACCCGUGGUUUAAGCAAGCCGUUCGUCUACCGAACCAAAGGAAGGGUUUACCGUUCAGUAGUUCACUCUGUUAUAUUUUAUGGGUGUCGAAAAUGGCCAUUAGGAAGAGAGGAUAUUCAUAGGUUACUUGUACUCGAUCAUAGGUGUCUUCGAACCAUUACUCGUGUAUUUUGAGACUUCAGAGUGAGCACUGCUAAAUUUAGGCAUAAGGGAAUUGGGCGAGAUAGAAAAUUGGUUGAUGAGGUAGUGAAUCUUUAUCCACUGAAGCGGCUGGGACAUAUGUUACUUAUAUCCAAUCACCCUUUACCUUGGCGCGUGAUGUCUGAUGUAUGAGUAGGCUGGGAGAAAGCUAGUAGCGCUCAAAACAAGGGAUGGCAUAAAUUAGUGAAGUCGCUGACCAUUGGAUUAAGUCAUGUAGGUAAGUGUAUAUUACCUGAUUGAGGUCCACGCAAUUAUCGUGAUCAGUCGUUAGAGACUGGGUGACGGCUCAGAAUCGUCCAUAAUGGUGCAGGUGCAUUCUGAUUUUAUCUCCCUUUUGUUCUCGAAUCCCGACAUUCCACACUUCUUUGUUCCGAUUAUUUUCUACCACUAUCGAUGUAGUGAACAGAACACGGGUGGGAACAGCCGAAUAUAUUUGACACAAAAUUACAGGACUUGUUAAUAAAAUCUAACAAUGAAAUAGUAAAUACAUAAUUUGCAAAAUGUCCAUCGAUUGUCUCAUAAUGACUCAGACUUCAUUGUUCUUACAUUUUCGUACAAAUUGCAUUUUGUUCCCUUUCUUUACUGUUCGAUCCUCUUGUCUCUCCGCUUCCAGACAUUCUGUUCACGAGUAACGUCAUAUACUACUUAUGUCGAUAUAAGUAACACACAUCACACUGAUACUGGUUAUCACUUUUAGUACUCUGGGAUUUAUCUUGUUAAUUUUAUCUUGCAGUUCCCAUGUGAUGUUGCAACUUAGGUUGACUAGUAUAUCAGGUUCUACGUUGUGUAUGAUUGACUGACAGCUGCGUAAGUCACUUAGUGUUAUGUUGUGGAAUAUGUUGCUAGGUAAUCUAAAUAUGGUAAGAUCUACUUGAGCUAAACAUCCCAAUACUCUUGAAUAUUUUAGUAACAUAUUGUCUAACCAAACAAACAUAAUGUUGUUUUAACCACCUAAUCUUACUCUCAAAUGGAGAGACCAUUAAUAAUUAAGUACACACAUGCGGCAAUCGAAAAAUGUGACAGUAAUAAUUCAUAGGAUUAUUGAUUUUAUGUAUUUCACGUCGUUGUGUGUAUUUAUUCUCUGUCAUUGUAACCGUAAUAUAGGAGGGAAACCAGUAUUGUUCUUCUUAAUUAAAUUUCAAACAAUAAUCCCGUAUAAAUUGUUAUAAGGAACUUUUAGAUUGUUCUGAACUAUUAUUAGUUUUCACAUGCUUAUAUUGUAUUUGAUUCAAUACCAUAUGGUUAUUUGACUUUUGUUUUUCCUAAUAGAAACGGCAGUUCCAAGAAUAUGAUUGUGGUGAAUUGACUUAUCGAGAAAGAUGGGGAGGAAAUACAUGGUUAUAAAACUCUGUAUGAUUUCUUUUAACUUUGUAACCAAUUCAUUAGUUAAUUGAAAUAAAUUAGAUCACCUUAUAACCAUACUUUUUUUCAAUCUUAUAGGGAUGUUUAAUAUUAAAAAAAAUAUAACGCUAAAUAAUGAACUCUAUUCUUUGGGAAGAGUGGAUGUUUUCAAUUAGGUUUAAACUAUGAACUUACCCAACUUACAAAACUUGUAACCAGUAAAAAUUUGUAACUAAUUUCAUCUUUAUAAAGCUAGGAUUUCGAUUGUCGUUCGGUUUCUAGUUACAGUGUAAGUUAUAUUUCUAAUUUUGAUUUAAUCAUCUUAACCUAAAAGUAGUCAAAAUACGUCUUUCUACUGUUUUAAUAUUGUAUUUCAAUGUUUUUCAGACAACCUGAUUUUUUUGAUAUAAGGUUUCUGCAUACAAAUAUAUAAACGUAUUUAUAAAUUUUCAUAAUUAGCACAGCGUCAAAUAAGUUUUGUGUGCGUUUUUCGG
Schistosoma margrebowiei is the source of this 5632-nucleotide messenger RNA. NCBI's taxonomy places the organism in Eukaryota, Metazoa, Platyhelminthes, Trematoda, Strigeidida, Schistosomatidae. The record is from the annotation of a GenBank genome assembly.